Lasiosphaeria miniovina is the source of this 786-nucleotide messenger RNA. RefSeq names its product carbohydrate esterase family 3 protein. The transcript is spliced from 2 exons. NCBI's taxonomy places the organism in Eukaryota, Fungi, Ascomycota, Sordariomycetes, Sordariales, Lasiosphaeriaceae. Gene Ontology annotation, molecular function: phosphatidylcholine lysophospholipase A1 activity. The record is from RefSeq and is a predicted model, not a curated record. The coding region runs from base 1 to 786 and encodes 261 amino acids.
AUGGUUUUCUCAGCUCUCAACGCUCUAUUUCUAGUCCUCAGUGCGCCACUGUCGUCCCAUGGCGUCGCCGUCAACCACUUCAACCUUGGGGCACGGGCGUUGGCAGCCCUCGGCGGUGGGGUCCCGUUGCGCAUCAUGCCCCUCGGCGCAUCCAUCACGUGGGGACAGGCUUCAUCUGACGGCAAUGGAUACCGAGACGCCCUGCGAACGCAGCUGACGAGCGCCGGAAACCCCGUCAACAUGGUCGGGAGCAGACAGCACGGCAACAUGAGGGAUAACGACGUCGAGGGCUGGCCGGGGUUCCGCAUCGAGCAGGUGCACCAAAAAGCGGCCACUUCGGUGCCCCAAUGGAAGCCCAACGUCAUCCUGGUGAACGCCGGCACCAACGACGCCCUCCAAAACAAGAACAUCAGCUCCGCCGGCGAGCGCAUGGAGUCCAUGCUCAACGAUCUGUACGGCUGGAGCCCCCGGGCUGUCAUCUUUUUGAGCACCCUCAUUGUCAAUAGGAACGGCAAUGCGGAGAGGGACGCCGUGGCAAUCAACGUGCAGUUGACGUCCGUAGCACAAAAGCUCCAGGCCGCAGGUCGCAGGCUGCUCUUGGUCAACAUGCGCGGAGACACGGGGCCCCAGCUGGGUGACUUGGCCGACGACACACAUCCAAGCGACGUGGGCUACAGGAAAAUGGCCAACAUCUGGCUGACCGCUCUGCUCGAGGCCAGCGACGCGGGUUUUCUCCAGAGACCAGAGGCUGCAUCCAUCAGCAUUCCGGACGAUGGAGGGUCUUAG